Lasiosphaeria miniovina is the source of this 231-nucleotide messenger RNA. RefSeq lists its product as uncharacterized. NCBI's taxonomy places the organism in Eukaryota, Fungi, Ascomycota, Sordariomycetes, Sordariales, Lasiosphaeriaceae. The coding region runs from base 1 to 231 and encodes 76 amino acids. The record is from RefSeq and is a predicted model, not a curated record. The transcript has a single exon.
AUGGGGGACGCGGCCCCCCCCACCCCCCCCAAAAAAAGACUAUACCGUAGCCUUUCAUCCAAGGCCAAACUGGGCGUUGGUGCCGGCUUCGUAGUCUGGGGGCUGGUCGGGCUGCGCAUGUCCGACAAAGCUGAGGAGAGGUUGGGCUUGACACCGACUGACGAGGACCGCGCCGCCUUGGAGAGGGCAACGCCGCGAAUUCGGCUCAUGGAAAAGGGCGAUAGGUCUUAA